Cetraspora pellucida is the source of this 319-nucleotide messenger RNA. The record is from the annotation of a GenBank genome assembly. NCBI's taxonomy places the organism in Eukaryota, Fungi, Glomeromycota, Glomeromycetes, Diversisporales, Gigasporaceae.
UUAUCAACUUACAAUGUCUAGUGUGAAAAAACUUUUAAAAGAUGAAAAAAUUUCAUUUCCUUCAGGUAAAUGUAAAUUGUACAAUAACAAUUGUUGUAAAGAAAGAAGAACAGAACAAUUAGAUGAAUUAGAUUCUGGUCCAUUUAUUUUUAGAAAACAUCGAUUUAUAGUUGGCAGUUCAGAUAAGACUAUUGAUAAAAUUAAUAAUGCUAAACUUAAUAAUAUUAACAGAAAAACAAAAUUAUAUGAUAAAUCUAUAAGAACUGAAAAAUCAGAAACAACUAAAAAAUUAGUACGAGCAUUGACUAAACUUCGAUGA